GUGAUAAGAGAUGAACUCUGCCUGAUAGCUAGAUUAAUAUAAUAUCACAUCGUAACAUGGGGAUUCUAAAAAUCGCGUGUAUCGGUGUGCUGUGUUCUGUUUUCACUGUAGAAGGUAGAUUAGGAAAUGAAGAAUGGGAAAAUCGUAUGGAACAGAAGAUGGAAGAAAUGUUCCAAAUGAUAGAGAAACAGAGUAUUGUCAUAAAGGAGCACACUAGGACCAUUGAAAGACAGGCGAUAGAAAUCAAGGAUCUCAGACAAAAAGUCAUGCUCCAUGAAAAGAAACUCGAUCUGGCAGCUGUUCACAAUCAGGCUAAACAAGUCCACCAAAACAGUAGUGAUGGAGGGGAACAUUUCAGGAAUAGAAAUCUCCGCACGCACAACUCGGUUUUAAAACCACAACACACACGUAGACUUCUUAUUUCACCAGAGCAGACCGAUACAGAGGGUCGUGUUGCGUUUUACGCAUACAUUUCAAAAGACUUCGGUGGAGUGGGUAUAGAUCACGUUUUUCUUUACGACACUGUCGUGACGAAUUACGGCAACGCCUACAGUCAGCAUACAGGGGCUUUCACAGCGCCCACUACCGGCGUCUACGCAUUUUCCUACACCGCGUAUGCUUCCGGAGAACAUGUCGCCGGAGAAUCUGGUGACUAUGGCGAGGUGACGGUCCAACUGGUUCAUAAUGGUGCGUACAAAGGUUCCAUUCAUGUCGACACUGAGACGAACUGGGAAGAAGAAAUGUCUACAGGAUUUGUCAUUCUCGUGCUUCAGUCCGGAGAUGUCGUCUUGACAAUGUCUAAAGGUCAAGGUGAAGGUUCCUUCCACAGCAACCCUUCUGGAAGAUGGUCGUUUUCUGGAUUUCAGAUCAUUUAAAAUAAAUAGUUGAUAUAUCUUUGCAAUGAAAA
Ostrea edulis (European flat oyster) is the source of this 907-nucleotide messenger RNA. RefSeq lists its product as uncharacterized. The record is from RefSeq and is a predicted model, not a curated record. The transcript has 2 exons. Bases 57 to 875 code for a protein of 272 amino acids. Lineage: Eukaryota; Metazoa; Mollusca; Bivalvia; Ostreida; Ostreidae. Gene Ontology annotation, molecular function: protein binding.